UGCCCGGCUGUAGUUUGAUAAAUAAUUUUCUCCGCCAAUAUUUAUUUCUGCCAAUAUUCAUCCAACUAGUUAACUUAAAAAUGAGUACAGCUGUUGUAACUCAGCAGCGGCCCCUAGGCUUUAUUGGUUUGCAUACGGAAUUUACAAAAGCACUCAACGAAGCAUUCCAAAAGAAGGACGCUCAAAUAUUGCGCGCCUCUUACGAAUCCUUCGGCGCUAAUACUGAUCAUGAUAAGAAGUCGCCUAUGGAUCAAGCUUUUCGUGAAAUGCUACUAUUCCACCUGAGUGACAAUGUUGAGAAGGUCGGGGCUCUGGUGCGGCUAUCAGUUGACGCUGUGCGCGUAGAAAUUGUCUCAGUGACCAUACCAGUUGUGCUGUUGGGCGACAUCUUCGAUGCAGUCACGCUGGAUAAGUGUGAACAAAUCUUUAGUUUCGUUGAAGAAAUGGUUGAAGUGUGGAAGGAGGAUAUAUUCUUCUCAUCUUGUAAAAAUAAUAUACUAAGAAUGUGCAACGAUCUUUUACGGCGUUUGUCGCGCGCACAGAAUACUGUUUUUUGUGGACGUAUAUUGCUAUUUCUGUCCAAAUUUUUCCCUUUCUCCGAACGUUCAGGAUUAAAUAUUGUAUCGGAAUUCAAUUUAGACAAUGUCACUGAGUACGGCGUGGAUGGCAAAGACCUGGACGAUACUGUGGAAGAUACCGUGGAGGAUAUUCCUAUUAAAAUUGAUUAUAAUCUGUAUUGCAAAUUUUGGUCAUUACAAGACUUUUUCCGCAACCCGAACCAGUGCUAUAGUAAAGCACAAUGGAAAAUGUUCCAAGCACAUGCAGGUACUAUAUUAGAAGCGUUCGACAGUUUCAAGUUGGAGGAGCCACGGCUAAGUAGCGCGGCAGAAAAAACUGAAAGUGCUGUUACGGCGGAUGAUUACUUAGAAAGUAUGAAAAUGGAAUUGAGUGCUGCCGAUAUUUCAGUGGAAACGGAAAAUCAAAAUUCAAGUGAGGCAGAUCAGAUUGUGCGACAGUCAGAUCAUUUCUUUGCGAAGUUUCUAACCAAUCCGAAAUUGCUGACACUUCAGUUGUCCGACUCAAACUUUCGACGCUCAGUCUUAGUACAGUUUCUGAUUCUCUUUCAGUAUUUGCAAUUAACCGUAAAGUUUAAGACUGAAUCAAACACAUUAACUACUGCGCAAACGGACUUCAUCAAAGAAACCCAAGCAAAGGUAUAUAAAUUGCUCGAAGAGACCCCACCGAAUGGAAAACGUUUUUCAUGCACGGUACAACAUAUGUUAACGCGCGAGGAAAUGUGGAACAACUGGAAGAAUGAUGGAUGUAAAGAGUUCCGCAAACCCGAUGAAGCUGAGGCAGAUAAUAGCACAAACAAGGAUGCAGGAAACGCUGAUGGUACGCCUGCCAAACCACCUGCAGCUAAGCGCUCCAAACGCACACUUGGUGAUAGUUUGCGAGAAGCUCAUCGCAAUGGUAAAUUCUUUCUGGGCAAUGAUGUCUUGACACGCCUCUGGAACUACUCGCCAGAUAAUUUGCAGGCCUGCAAGAGCGAGGAACGCAAUUUUUUGCCACAUGUUGAAACAUUCCUCGAAAAUCCGCAUGAAAAGAACGAUCCAUCAUUUGAAUGGCGCGCACUCCGUUUACUAGCCAGGCAGUCGCCACAUUUUUUCACAUUCUUAAACUCGCCAUCAUAUAAAAUUGCUGACUAUCUGGAGGGAGUACGCCGUCGUUUAGCCAAGGAUCGUAUAGAUAAUGCCAAAGCGGCUAUGAAUGCCAACAACGCCGCAUUAGUUGGUAGCAAUUCAACUGCCGAUACUGUUAAUGCGACCGAAUCUAAUAGCGAGCAGGGAUCGAACACCCAAGAAACAGAGGGUGAACCAGAUGCGGAUGGUGUUGGUGACGGUGAAGGUGAAGGGGAAAAUGACGGUGAUGGCAGCGGUGAUGGUGACGGUGAUGCCAUGUUAACCGAAGAGGAUGUGCAAGGAGACUUGGACAAAGGCGAUGAUGAUCGCAAUGCACACACCAAACCGAUGACGGCCUCCAGAGAACAAAUAGAGGAAAUUGCGCCACUCAUUGGUGAUGACUGGAAAAAAUUGGGCAAAAAAUUAGGGUACACUGUUGAUGAGCUGCUAUACUUUGAGACGGAACAUCCAGAUCGUGAUGGUGGGUGCAUCGCAAUGCUUAGUAACUGGUUCGCCGAUGACGAUGACGCAAGUCUCGAUAAUUGGGCUUAUAUGCUGGAAGGUUUGGAGAUAAAUGCCGCAGCAAAGGCGGUAAAAGCGCUCAUAGACCGACUCACACCCAAAGAGGACAAAGUGGAGGUGCUAUCAGAUUAGGAUGAAACAAUUUAAAUAGUAAUCUUAAGUGUGAACUCAAUUGAUGUUAUAAACAGAACUCGGUGUUGAUUUAGUUUAUGUUUUAAUAAUAUUCCAAAAGUCAAGUUUACAAUAAUAAUUUAUCACAUGUACAGGGUGUGAAUGCCUUCCACUGUCUACAUUAACAUUAA
Molecule: messenger RNA, 2506 nt
Organism: Anastrepha obliqua
Lineage: Eukaryota; Metazoa; Arthropoda; Insecta; Diptera; Tephritidae
Gene: Hpr1
Product: THO complex subunit 1
Exons: 5
Coding region: 81-2336 (751 amino acids)
Biological process (GO): signal transduction; mRNA export from nucleus; regulation of DNA-templated transcription elongation
Cellular component (GO): THO complex part of transcription export complex
Molecular function (GO): protein binding
Source: RefSeq, a predicted model, not a curated record